Molecule: messenger RNA, 674 nt
Organism: Staurois parvus
Lineage: Eukaryota; Metazoa; Chordata; Amphibia; Anura; Ranidae
Source: the annotation of a GenBank genome assembly
GGACAGCGGGCAUCGGGUCACCAGGCAUCAGGUCAUUUGGCUCGACCGCGGGCACCGCGUCAUCUGGCAAGGCAGGGCAGUGGGCCCGAGUCAACUGGUAUGACCGCGGGCACUGGGUCAGACAUUGGAUCGUCUGACUGGACAGCGGGCAUCGGGUCACCAGGCAUCAAGUCAUUUGGCUUGACAGCGAGCACCGCGUCAUCUGGCAAGGCAGUGGAUUCCGAGUCAACUGGCAUGACCGCGGGCACUGGGGCAGACAUUGAAUCGUCUGGCUGGACAGCGGGCAUCGGGUCACCAGGCAUCAGGUCAUUUGGCUCGACAGCGGGCACCGCGUCAUCUGGCAAGGCAGUGGGCUCCGAGUCAACAGGCACAACAGUGGGCACCGGGGUCAUCAGGUACCGGAUUGUCUGGCUCGACAGCAGGCAUCGGGUCACCAGGCAUCAGGUCAUUUGGCUCGCCAGCGGGCACCGCGUCAUCUGGCAAGGCAGUGGGCACCGAGUCACCAGGUACGACAGCGGGCUCUGAGUCAAUUGGCACGACAGCGGGCACCGGAUCAGGUACCGGAUCAUCUGGAUCAACAGCGGGCAUCGAGUCAACUGGCCUAAUAGGAUCAGAGGCAUCAGGCUGCAUACAGGCAUCAGGCUGAAGAGAGGCAUCAGGCUGCAUACCGGCAU